This is a messenger RNA of Cololabis saira (Pacific saury), 4266 nucleotides long. It is a transcript of the gene top3a, whose product is annotated as DNA topoisomerase III alpha. NCBI's taxonomy places the organism in Eukaryota, Metazoa, Chordata, Actinopteri, Beloniformes, Belonidae. Bases 288 to 3386 code for a protein of 1032 amino acids. The record is from RefSeq and is a predicted model, not a curated record. Gene Ontology annotation, molecular function: DNA topoisomerase type I (single strand cut, ATP-independent) activity; DNA binding; zinc ion binding. Gene Ontology annotation, biological process: DNA topological change. The transcript has 19 exons. Gene Ontology annotation, cellular component: chromosome; nucleus.
UUUCGCCACCGGCGCGGAUUUUGUAAACAGAGCUAACUAUGCUAACGUGUCAGAGCCCGGUGCUGUUCCUGUCAUAGUCCUUUAUAAACCACUUUACACACAUUUUAAUUACCUGUCCCUAUUCGACACUAUCUCAUUUAUUAGGAGGUACGUUAUUCAACCGGUGACAGUCUUUUGUAGCUGUUUGAAAACUUUCCGGGAGCGGAUAACGUGGUCAUUGCGGUCCCGGCAACUAGGAUGCUAGCGGAGCGGCCCCUCGCAGCGGCUCCGGCGGGGCCCCGCCAGGCAUGAUCUCAGCCCGCCUGCUCUGGACAGCCUCGCUGCGGAUUGGGAUCCGGCCGAGCCGCCGCUGCUGCGCCAUGAGCCGGGGCAGGACGCCGGUGCGGCGGGUGCUCUGCGUGGCCGAGAAGAACGACGCGGCCAAGGGCAUCGCGGGGCUGAUGUCGGGGGGACAAGCCCGGAGGCGGGAAGGAAUGUCCAAAUUUAAUAAAAUCUACGAGUAUGAAUAUCACCUUUUUGGACAGAAUGUGACGGUAACAAUGACGUCUGUGUCGGGUCAUUUACUGGGUCUAGAGUUUAAAGCACCAUUUCAAAAAUGGCACAGCUGCAAUCCUGUGCUGCUGUUUGAUGCAGAAGUAGAGAAGUACUGCCCAGAAAACAUGAUAAAUAUAAAGCGAACGCUAGAGAAGGAGGCGAGGCAGUGCCAGGCUUUGGUCAUCUGGACCGAUUGUGACAGGGAGGGAGAAAAUAUCGGCUUUGAAGUUAUUGAUGUUUGCAAAGCAGUGAAGCCCAAUUUGCAAGUCUUUCGAGCAAAGUUUUCUGAGAUCACCCCCGGCUCAAUUCGGAGAGCUUGUGAGACUCUGAUAGAGCCUGAUGCGAACGUCAGCGACGCGGUUGAUGUCCGUCAGGAGCUAGAUUUACGGAUAGGUGCAUCUUUCACUCGAUUCCAGACACUUCGCCUGCAGAAGAUCUUCCCAGAGUCCCUGGCCAAUCAGCUCAUCUCAUACGGCAGCUGUCAGUUUCCCACUCUGGGCUUUGUGGUUGAGCGCUUCAAAGCCAUCCAAGCUUUCAUACCUGAGACUUUCUACAAGAUCAAAGUUCUCCACGAGGUUGAGGAGGAAACCGUGGAGUUCAGCUGGAAAAGAAACCGUCUCUUUAAUCACACGUGCUGCCUUGUGCUCUACCAGAUCUGCAUGGAGGAGCCCAUAGCAACGGUCACCUCAGUAACCAGCAAACCCAAGAGCAAAUGGAGACCGGUGCCUUUGGACACUGUGGAACUGGAGAAACUGGCAUCUCGGAAGCUCAGAAUAAGUGCCAAAGAGACCAUGAAAAUUGCUGAAAAACUCUACACCCAAGGUUUUAUCAGUUAUCCUCGCACGGAGACGAACAUUUUUCCUGCAAACCUGGCCCUCGGCCCCCUGGUGGAGCAGCAGACACACAGCCCAGCGUGGGGGACCUUCGCCCAGCGGGUGCUCGACCAGCCAGGGGGUCCCAACCCACGGCAGGGCAAAAACUCCGACCAGGCUCACCCUCCCAUCCACCCCACAAAGUACGCAGGCGCUCUGCAGGGCAAUGAAGCGCGUUUGUACGAGUUCAUUGUCCGGCACUUCCUAGCCUGUGUGUCCCAGGACGCUUUGGGGCACGAGACCGUGGUGGACAUAGACAUCGCUCGGGAGAAGUUCUCUACUUCUGGACUCAUGAUUAUUGCGAGGAAUUACUUGGAUGUUUAUCCGUAUGAUAAGUGGAGCGCAAAGGUGAUCCCAGUGUAUGAACAAGGCUCCCAGUUCCAGCCCUCUGCUAUCGAGAUGUUGGACGGACAGACGAGUCCACCGCAGCUCCUCACCGAGGCCGACCUCAUAUCACUGAUGGAGAAACACGGCAUCGGCACAGACGCCACCCAUGCAGAUCACAUCGAGACCAUUAAGAGUCGCAUGUACGUGGGUUUGACUGCAGACCAGAGGUUUCUUCCCGGAGAGCUCGGCAUGGGACUGGUGGAGGGUUACAACUCGAUGGGCUAUGAGAUGUCGAAGCCAAACCUGCGAGCGGAGCUGGAAGCCGACCUCAAGCUGGUGUCAGAAGGCAGGAAGGACAAACGGAGCGUCCUGCAGCACCACAUCCAGAAAUACAAGACUGUCUUCAUCGAGUCUGUCAGGAAGGCAAAAAAGUUGGACGAGGCCCUGUCUCCAUAUCUGGGUGCAGCUCUGGACGUCCCGGACAUAGAGCAGCAAGACAUGGAGAUGCCGCUGCCGGUGAGGAAAUGUCCCAGCUGUGGUCGGGACAUGGUGCUGAAGAGGAAGAGGGAAGGAAACGGCAAGUACCUGUCAUGCGUCGGCUUCCCGGCCUGCAAAACAGCCGUGUGGUUCCCCGACACCGUCCUGGAGGUCAGCAGGGAUGAGAGUGUUUGUCCCACAUGUCAGCCGAGCCCCGUUCACAUGUUGCAGUUGAAGUUUCGUCGGGGCAGCCUCCCUCCCAUGAUGCCGCUGGAGUUCGUGGGCUGCAUCGGUGGCUGUGAUGAGACGCUCAGGGAGGUGCUGGACCUGAGAUACCUCAGAGCAGGGGGAGGGGGGGUGGGAGGUGGAGAUGGAGGUGGAGGGGGAAGUAGAGGGGGAGGUGGCAGAGGACACGGGAGAGGCGGAGGGGGGGGAGGAGGGGGCAGACGAGACGACCCUCGGCCUCCAGCUCCGAAGCUUCCCAGAGCAGCCCCAGCCAGAGCCCUGAGCUCCAACCCUCGGCCCUCCCUGCCUCCCGUCCCGUCCUGGACCCCCCAGCCCAGACCCGCCCCAGGGGGCGGCGGGGUUCCCGCGGAUGCUGGCGGCGACGCCAUCGUGUGCAACUGUGCUCAGGAUGCCGUGCUCCUGACUGUGCGCAAAGACGGGCCCAACCAAGGUCGUCAGUUCUACAAGUGUAACUCGGGGAACUGCAACUUCUUCCUGUGGGCUGAUCAGCCGGUCCAGCAGGGGGCGCCGCAGAGCAGGGGGCCCCCGCUGUCAGCGCAGAGGACACCCCAGCCGCCCAGGGCCGCUCCAGGGUUUGGGAACACAUCUGGAAGUGGAAGAGGGCAGGAAGUGGGGCAGGUAUUGUGCAACUGUAACGAGGCGGCCGUCACGCGCACGGUGCAGAAGGACGGGCCCAACAAGGGCCGCACGUUCCACACCUGCGGGAAACCCAGAGAGCAGCAGUGUGGCUUCUUUCAGUGGACAGAUGAGAACGUACCCCCACCAGGUGGUUCAGGAAGUGGAUUCAUGGGCGGUGGAGCCGGAGGGAACAAGGGCAGGAGGACAGCGGGAGACGGUAACGCCAGCAAGCCCCCCACUGCUAGGAAAACCCGCACCUGCGGCAUCUGCCACAUGCCGGGACACACGCGGGUCACCUGUCCGCAGCGCUGAGCUCUGGGGGGGGAUUUCAUUUAGAAAUACCGGACAACUGAGGGGGGGGGGCUUCUUCUGCCUUGUAAAGUCACUGUCUCAAGAGGAUAAGGACGGCUUCCAUCGGCGGCUCCAGACAGAUUUUAAUGAACCAUUCGCAGUGCGAUGUGUUUGACAUGUAGAUAUAAAGCCUUUUGUGCUUCACGUACAACUUUAUUCUCUUGUUUUGAAUUGGUCCUGCUCUGUCAGCAGAUCUUUAUCCCGCUUGUUCAAGAUGAAUGAUCCUUGUCUGGCACGUCUACAAGUCAUAAACAUGUUUUUAGUUUUGUUUUGGCCAAACUGCAAAAAACAAGCAAAUGUUUUACAGAAAGGACUUCAACUGUUGAACUGUUCACUCACAACAUUGUCUACAAGUUACAAAAUGCAAGUUUCUCUUCUUUUUACCGCUGAAGAAAAGAUCUCUCAUCACAAGUCGAGAUGCAGCAACACGUCACGGGGUGAAGUUGAACUCCUUUUAGGUGUUUGUCACCACAGUAACCUGAACUGUUAAUUGGUUGUUUUCUCUGCCGGCCUUGAAAUCAAAUUAUUUCCUCAUCCGUCAUGUUUCUCGUUCACAAUCUUUGACUGAGUUCUGCUGAACGGAGGUGAUUCAUUACAGCUUUUUAAUGAGCAAACUUGCUUUAACAGAGGAUGCAUCAGCACACAGGUUAUGAAAGACAUGAUAAUUAGUAGGACGGAUUAACAUGCUGACUUUUAUUUUUGGUCAUCGUCAUAUUCCACGGUCUUUAACCGGAGCCAAGUAUGUUGCAUCUGGGGAUUUAUGACAGUUGUAAAACCUUAAAGUAUAUUUUUACCCUGCAAAUAUAAUGAUGCAAAAAGUGAAAGCAUUUACUUGUUUUUC